AUGGGAAAGGGCGCAAAAGACCAGCCUGAUGCAGGGCUAAAGAGUCUGAACCAUUAUUCCAACCGACUCCCCCUCUGGCGCUAUUGGCCGCGACAGAAAUUACUACCUUUAAUCCGAUAUGAGACACCAUAUCUUGCAUGGAUGCAGGAGAAAGUCCGCACCCCGACUCUGGACUCGUACUUUGCCUUCACAGCCAAUCUCGGCACCCACACGUUCUUCAUGGUCUUCCUGCCCUUUCUCUUCUGGUGCGGCCACACUAGUUUAGGUCGUGGACUAGUGCACAUCCUCGCCGCUGGUGUGUUCUUUAGCGGCUUCAUCAAGGACUUGCUAUGUCUUCCUCGGCCGUUGUCACCACCUUUACAACGAAUCACCAUGUCUGGAUCCGCUGCCCUCGAGUACGGAUUUCCCUCCACACAUUCUACCAACGCGGUAUCUGUUGCCGUGUAUGCAAUCGCCCUGCUCAAUUCCCCCGAUUCAACCGUCAGCCCGCAGACAAGCCUAGUUCUCCAAACAGUCACAUACCUCUAUGUCAUUUCGAUUGUAUUGGGUCGGUUAUAUUGUGGUAUGCAUGGGAUGCUCGAUGUCGUUAUUGGCUCCAUUAUGGGCGCAUUAAUCGGUUUAGCCCAGUUCAGCUGGGGCCCGGCGUUCGAUGAGUACAUACUGUCUGCGUCGCUGAAAGGGAUUUUGGUCGUUCCCAUUGUCAUCCUGAUAUUGGUUCGCAUUCAUCCAGAACCGGCGGACUCAUGUCCAUGCUUUGAUGACAGCGUUGCCUUCGCGGGUGUGACCCUCGGUGUUGAUGUAGGCUCCUGGUACUUCACUCAGUCUAGCCUUGCCUGGGCGGAACCUCUUCCCGGGACCAUUCCAUACCGAUACGAGAGUCUUGGCUUGGCGAAGACCGCGAUUCGUCUCGUUGUGGGUGUUUUGUGUGUCUUCGCAUGGCGGGAGAUCACAAAGCCCACUCUGCUCCGCAUUCUACCUCCCGUUUUCCGCAGCCUGGAGAAACUUGGACUUCUCUUGCCUCGGAGGUUUUUCACUACUGCCUCUGAAUAUACAACCGUUCCAUCCAACUUGAAGGACCACGACGUGCUUCCUAACUUUUCGGAAAUUCCUUCCAUCAUCACAACUAUGCGGCACCCCCGUCGCCGAGCCGUUUCAAUCGGUCCCCAGUCCGAAGCCGACGCUUACGAGACUCUAGCUUACCGUGAGAAACGCCGACGUGAAAGCCAGUCUGGCGGUAACCGCGAGUCACCCGCCGACGGAGAGAACAAGCCCAACGGGUCCCCUCUAGUGUUUGGAAAAACCACUACAUUAGAUGAGUAUGAGCACAUGAUGGGUAGAGGUAGUCCACAAUCGGCUGCUGUGGAGGCAGAUGCAAGUGUUCCACGGUCCUCACCACUUCCACCACCGGAACAUGAUACAUCACGAGCGGAUGAGAAGGAGCUGUUCUCUCAGAUCAAGAAGCCCCGUGUGCGGUACGAUGUGGAGGUUGUGACAAAGCUAGUUGUGUAUGCUGGUAUUCCGUGGGUCGUCAUCAAUGUGGCACCCCCCGUUUUCGAAAUGAUUGGACUAGGGGUUCCCCUGUAG
Molecule: messenger RNA, 1584 nt
Organism: Penicillium longicatenatum
Lineage: Eukaryota; Fungi; Ascomycota; Eurotiomycetes; Eurotiales; Aspergillaceae
Product: phosphatase PAP2 family protein
Exons: 5
Coding region: 1-1584 (527 amino acids)
Cellular component (GO): endoplasmic reticulum membrane
Molecular function (GO): sphingosine-1-phosphate phosphatase activity
Source: RefSeq, a predicted model, not a curated record